UGACUGCGAAUGCUUGAAGGCGUGAGUGCAUGCAUCAUAAGCUGCAUGCGUGUAUGCUUCGAACUUUGGCGUCGUGAGCCGCAAAAUGCGCGCAAGGAGCAUUUGUACCGGUAAAUUCGUGACGGAGAUCCUAGGUCGAUGGCGUACCUCUCCAUGCUCCCAUAUUCUUCCACUCGACACUCGAGAUCAUCAAGCUGGAGACAUGUUCACCAAGCCAUCGACCUCCUGACAGGACGAGCCCAGGCGCCAAGGACCAAGGGCCAACGCUGCCAUGGACCAUUUCGCUCAUCCGGCUCACAGCCACCAACACCCACAGAUGGAAGGUGUGGGCCAAGCCGGUUCAUCUUUAGGCUCGAGACGAACCAGCGCCUCGUCACCUGCAUACGAAGAUUUUGCGACCCCUACGCGCAAAAAGCGGCGGAUACCACAGGCUUGCAAGCUCUGCAGCGCUAAGCGGGUCAAGUGCGAUGGUCAACAGCCAUGCGCUACCUGUGUGCGCACGCACGCUACCUGCGAGUACGGACAAGCCAAGAAACGUGGUCCACCCAAGGGCUCCAUUCGCGCCCGCGCCACCGCUUUGAGGUCCGAACGUCUCGCUCAUACCAGCGAUGGGCAUCGCCCAUCAGCCGACAGCUACGCUACCUCUAUUGCAGAUAGAUCCUCUCUGGACCACUCCGAGGCGCAACCUAAGAACGCUCCUCCAUUCCGAGGGACUUAUCCCGACGAGGUGGCACGAGAAGUGGCCGAUGGACAUGGGCAGCACGAACCAGCGCAGCCACGAACCAAUAGCAUCGUCGAAUCGCCGUCAAGCCUAGGCUCUCGGCAACGGGAAGAGUCAUACCAGUCACGCGAAAGGAGGCGCUCAGUACAGGAUCCUUUCCUCAAAGGUGCUUUUAUCAGACCCCUCGACCCAGCAGCCCAUACCACCCAUCUUCAAUAUCGCGGCAGCACUAGCGGCAUGGCUGUAGCAUCAGGCUCGUUCGAGCCGUAUCUGCCGCCUCCCAAGUUGUCUCGCUUGCGCUCCUCAUCUAGUGCUGGUACGAGCCACACGCCGCGGGAUGGCAUCCCGGACAUGGGACAGUGGGGUCCAGACGCAUCUACGCGGGGAGGCACGAAUCGAAGUAGAGCAGCUUGGGCAGGUCCGCCUCACCACGCUUCAGAGUCAACGGGUUUCUUGCACGACGCGGCCACCACAACGCGAAGCUCGAGAUCUCGCACUGAGAGCUCGCAAGGCGCUUCUUCGCGAGGUGAUGAGAGAAACAGAUACUCAUCGGCAUCCACUGCACUGACAGAGGAUCGCCCUUAUCUCCACUGGACUGAGACCUCUGAUGAUUCUCGCUUCGCGGAUGCGGCUCUGGAGGGGUGGCACAAUGAGCGCAGAGGGGCAAAAUUGAUGUCAUCGCGCGAACCCAGAUUGACUGCUAAUCCCUUGCCGCAGUACCUCGCGUCCAUUCGCGACCUGAGAGGAUCUCAACGGCUCUCAGAAGCCAUAGGAACGGGCCCAGACAUUUGUGGAAUGGAGGAACGUUUCGCCUACAACGAAAUCAUGGACGUGACAAUUCCGGAAAUCAUCAUCGACCGGCUCUUUGCCUUAUAUUGGAUGACCUGCGCCAUGCACUGGCCUUUGCUCUACAAGCCCAAGAUUCCCGUGAAGAACGGCGUGCCCCAGAUCAGCGAAAAGGAGGAGCCGCUGCUAUUUAAUGCCAUCUGCGCAUUGGUGAGCGCAUCCAUCGAUGACGAGACGGAAUCGACUCUGCUCCAAGAUCAGGCCGCUCGUGCCGCAAGCGAAGCGUCAGGCUUGGCCAAUGGCAGCGGAGACUCUCUCAAGCCAGUGACUGCGCGGGAGAUUAGCACCAUCUUCUUUAUCAGAGCGAAAUACUUCCUCAUGCGUAUCAACCACGAAUCGUCUCUCUCCAAUGUCGCAGCUCUGAUGUUCAUGGCUCUGCACGAAUGCGGCGCGGGGCGAAUGUCGCAGUGUGCCCAGUAUUCUGGUGCAGCAAGCAGGAUGAGCCUGGACAUUGGUCUGCACCGCCACCUGGACGUCUCCAGAGCCUUGGGUCAUUCGUACAGCGUCGCCGAAGAUCAAUGCAGACGUCGCCUCUUUUGGGGCUGCUACAUGAUGGACAAAUGCCUCAGCUUACAACUGGGUCGCCCGCCUAUCCUGCGUGACGUCGAGACGGAUUGCCCCUUUCCAUCGGCGGACGAAAAGACUUCUCCAGACGAGAACGAGCUCUGGACGGAUGGACCUGGCGCCGCCAUGUUCUUCAAACCGCCGACUCUGUGGAAGCUCAGGGAUGCAAAACCGCGAAGCAUCACCUUUCAAGUUGCUGGAGCCAAGUUGGCUCAAUGUGCGGAAGGCGUAAUCGCUCAGUACAACACAAUUCACAGCAAGGUCGAUCCAGCGAAACGCGAGCCCACCGGCAAAGCUGUAGCGCGCUGUCAUCGAGAUUUGGUAAGAUGGAGAGAAGAAAUGCCAAGCUGUCUCGAUAUCAGCAAAAGCGAGAAUCAGAUGCCGCAACUGCUAAGUCAAUAUUUGUGGUGGAGGGCCAUCAUGAUUGUGCUUCAUCGGCCUUACAUCAAAACGAAGUUUCCGGAGCACGACGGCGAAAUGCCCUCCUCGCACGUCGUCUGCUCCGAAAGUGCUCGCGAUAUAUGCCAGCUCUUCCAACUGUACGAAGAGACAUUCGAUAUACGCAAGUCGUCGACUCUGCUCGUGUACGUGCUGUACACCUCGGCAACCAUCUCCCUCGCAAACACCACCUCGCCCGACCCCGUCGUGGUCGCGGAAGCCAAGCAACAGCUAGAACAGACGCUGCGGUGGCUGGGAAAAAUGGGCAAGUCGUGGAGUGCAGCGGAACAUCAUCGUCAAGUCGUUGCAGCUUUGUUGGAGCGCAAGAGCGAGGAGUCCGCUGGAAAAAGUCAGGCGAAGAAUGGGGUCGCUCGAGAGCGCGCAUCUGGUCAGCAGUCGGUGCCCCGCGAGGCCAAUGAUUCAGGUCUCGAGCCGAUGGAGAGCAAAACUCAGCCGGCACCCCUAGUGUCGCUGCCAGAACAGCACUCUCGACGCGCUGUGCUCGCUCAGAUGCCACUAGCCCCAGCGCUAGGACCUCCUGAUUUCUCAACAGGCUUUCAGAGCUUCAGCUCGAAUUUUGCCAGCGCUCCAACCACAGCUGCGUUUCCGGAUGCAGCAUCUUCAGUCCAACGCCCAGCUCGCACAUUCAUCCAAGACUACAUCGACUUUAGCCCAGACUGGAGCGUGCCGCAGCAAGACGGUUCGCAGGCGCCCUUUAUGGGCAGUCCGAACGACUUUUCGGACGCGCAAUCUUAUCUCCGUGCAGCUGACCAGUAUAUGGGUGCUGUGCCCCUGGCGCAUCAAGAUCGAUUCCCUUGGCUUAAUUUCCAGUCCGACUACCUGAACGCUUUUGCUCAGCUGAGCGUCCCGCCUACGGACGCGUCCAUGCUUGGAAGUGCCGUUGCUCCAGCUCUCGAACGUCCCCCGGCACCACCGAGCGCGACGGCUCCCAUCCCGCCCACCGCGGACCCUGUAAAUGGAUCAUCUCGACCAAGUGACGGGCCGAUCAGGUGGGCCAUGGAUUCUGCUUUGUCGGACGCUAUGCCACGAUGAAGCGCGCCGAUCGACUCGUCGGUUCGACUGGUCAGUCCAUAGCUACGCAACAAAAAGAAAGCAAAGCACAAACCACCUUCAUCAUGUUGAAGCACCUAGGACCCUCUCGUACUUCUUCAGCGCGCCUUUCUCGAUGCCUCUGUAAUCCCUCCCUCGUCUUCUCCUUGCAUUGCAACCAUUGCUUUUGUAGCGUACUUGGCCCCUCCCUCGCACAUCAGAUCACCGCGGACGAUCAUCUACCUGCUUUCCCUCCCCGUGACGCCUG
Molecule: messenger RNA, 3887 nt
Organism: Ceraceosorus guamensis
Lineage: Eukaryota; Fungi; Basidiomycota; Exobasidiomycetes; Ceraceosorales; Ceraceosoraceae
Exons: 5
Coding region: 272-3622 (1116 amino acids)
Biological process (GO): DNA-templated transcription; regulation of DNA-templated transcription
Molecular function (GO): DNA binding; zinc ion binding; DNA-binding transcription factor activity, RNA polymerase II-specific
Source: RefSeq, a predicted model, not a curated record